This is a messenger RNA of Betta splendens (Siamese fighting fish), 1445 nucleotides long. RefSeq names its product aldo-keto reductase family 7, member A3 (aflatoxin aldehyde reductase) (gene akr7a3). The transcript is spliced from 7 exons. The record is from RefSeq and is a predicted model, not a curated record. Lineage: Eukaryota; Metazoa; Chordata; Actinopteri; Anabantiformes; Osphronemidae. The coding region runs from base 143 to 1225 and encodes 360 amino acids.
CAUAAAACGAACUUUGCGCCGGUCUGACGACCCGAAGCCCGUUAACGUUUAACGCGUUUAACGGCGGCCCUUUCUCCGCUUCAAACGGCUUCAGUAACUUUACGACUCUCCCUUAGUCCUCGGUCGACCUUUGCUCGCUAACAUGCGGUGCUUAAUAACAACAGCCAGGCUCUGUUCUCGGCGACGAAGCGUCGUCCUCCUCGCGGACGGACUCAUAAACCAGCGGAGCGUCGCGGCUCGUCGCAGCAUGUGUUCGUCCCAGGCUAAACGACCAGUUACCUUACUGGGAACCAUGCCGUUCGGUGGUCGGGCCGACCCGGACCAGAGCCGGGAGAUGGUGCAGGCGUUCCUGGCCCGGGGGCACAGCCAGCUGGACACGGCCUUCAUGUACGCGGAGGGGAGGUCGGAGGUGGUUCUAGGAGGAAUGAAUCUCCCCAGAACAGUGAGCAUUGCUACCAAGGCCAACCCCUGGGAAGGGAAGACCCUCCGGCCGGAGAGCGUGCGCUCACAGCUGGAGACCUCCCUGCAGAGGCUCAACACCGACUGCGUGGACCUGUUCUACCUCCACGCCCCCGACCACCACACCCCGAUCCAGGACACGCUCAGAGCCUGCAAUGAGCUCCACAAGGAGGGAAAAUUUAAGGAGUUUGGCCUGUCGAACUAUGCAUCAUGGGAAGUGGCUGAGGUUGUGUGCAUCAGCAGACACAACAACUGGAUUAUUCCAAGUGUUUAUCAGGGAAUGUACAAUGCCACCACCAGGCAGGUUGAGAAAGAGUUGCUACCAUGUCUGAGAUACUAUGGGAUCAAGUUCUAUGCUUACAAUCCUCUAGCAGGAGGCUUUUUGACCGGGAAGUAUCAUUAUGAAGACAAAGAUGGUGCCAAGCCUGCAGGACGGUUCUUUGGUAACAGCUGGGCUUCAGCUUACAGGGACAGAUACUGGAAGCAAAGUCACUUCCAGGCUAUAGAUGUGGUUCUAAAGGCCUUGGAGACGGUGUAUGGCUCAGAGAAACCCACCAUGUCCUCUGCUGCCAUGCGCUGGCUGUACCACCACUCUCAACUGAAGGCCGAUCUUGGAGAUGGAGUCAUUAUUGGUAUGUCAAGCAUGGCACAUCUUCAGCAGAACUUAGCAGCUGCAGAGGAGGGUCCUCUAGAUGAGCGUGUGGUCGCUGCCUUCAAUGAAGCCUGGAAUCUUGUAGCCCACGAGUGUCCAGAUUAUUUCAGAUGAGAACUGCCAAAAUUCACUCGUGAAUGUGAUGAAGGAUUAGAAAAAGUUACUCUAUUACUUUUACAGGCUGCCUAAAAAUCACAUUUCAAAUUAGUACUAUUCCUCUAAAAUACAUCAACUGAGGAGCAGCUUAUAUGAAGAUCACGCUGUUGUAUAAAUGUAACAAUGACAUUCAAGGCUGAAUCUAUUAAACUUUUAUCAAUGAAAAAAGAAAAACAAA